GGCAAUUAAAAUAAUAAAUAAAUAAUAAAUAAAUAAAAGGCGUUAUUUCUAUAAAAGUAGAGCUUAUAAAGAGGUUUUCUUCGUUUUUUGAAUACAUUACUGUGAUUAUUUGUUUAUCUUGACGUCUACCUCUAAUAAUUUGCUGGAAAUAGUAAGCUGGAACUUUUAAACUUAUCUUUUAUAUCUUAGCAAGCUGUGAGUUCACAAGUGCAAGAAUAUGUCGAAGCAAAAAGCAGACGAAUCAACAAACAAAUAUUCAAUUUUGCUACCUACUUACAAUGAAGUGCAGAACUUACCAAUUAUCAUUUACCUUAUAGUGAAAUACAUGAACAAGAGCAAUUAUAACUACGAGAUUAUUGUGAUCGAUGAUGGUAGUCCAGAUGGUACUUUAGAAGCAGCUGAACAACUUCAGAAAAUUUACGGUGAAGAUAAAAUUGUGUUAAGACCAAGAGCAAAGAAACUGGGUCUCGGAACUGCUUAUAUUCACGGUAUCAACCAUGCUACUGGAAAUUUCAUAAUUAUAAUGGAUGCAGAUCUUAGUCACCAUCCAAAAUCUAUUGCGGAAUUUAUAGAGAAACAGAAGUCCGAUAAUUGUGACAUAGUCUCCGGAACACGAUAUGUCAAAAGUGGAGGAGUUUAUGGAUGGGAUUUCAAGAGAAAAUUGGUAUCCCGAGGAGCAAAUUUUUUGACGCAGUUGUUGUUAAGACCUGGUGCAUCGGACCUUACAGGAUCAUAUAGGCUCUACAAGAAGGAUGUUUUAGAAAAACUAAUUAAAAGCUGCGUGUCUAAAGGAUAUGUCUUCCAAAUGGAAAUGAUCAUAAGAGCAAGACAGUUUGGCUACAAAAUAGGAGAAGUUCCGAUAACAUUUGUGGAUAGAGUAUACGGGGAAUCGAAAUUGGGAGGUUCCGAAAUAAUUCAGUUCGUCCGGGCAUUAUUAUAUCUUUUUGCAACAACAUAAAAAAACUGAAAUAUUUAAUGAAUUAAAUUUUUAAUAAUUUCAUACUGAUUGUAAUUUAUAUAGUCCUAAAACAGUAAAU
This is a messenger RNA of Phyllotreta striolata, 1037 nucleotides long. Lineage: Eukaryota; Metazoa; Arthropoda; Insecta; Coleoptera; Chrysomelidae. The record is from the annotation of a GenBank genome assembly.